Messenger RNA from Biomphalaria glabrata, 3091 nucleotides. Its product is annotated as putative ferric-chelate reductase 1. NCBI's taxonomy places the organism in Eukaryota, Metazoa, Mollusca, Gastropoda, Planorbidae. Gene Ontology annotation, molecular function: oxidoreductase activity, acting on metal ions. The record is from RefSeq and is a predicted model, not a curated record. Bases 283 to 2652 code for a protein of 789 amino acids. The transcript is spliced from 19 exons.
CCAAUGACUUUUGUUCAUUUCUUUUCAGAACUCCGGGUAUUAAUUUUCCAUUUAAGAUGUGUGUAACUUAAAUAUAUUUAGGGCUUCUAUUUGUGGUUAGUUAUUACUUUUAAUUAUGAUACAGAUUUUUUUUGUAUUUGAGAACAUUUCUAAACAAUGGUUACUAUAUUUCUACAGUUAUCAAGAAUAAAUCAAAAUCCAAACUGGAGGGUAAAUUACUAAUACAUCGAACAAAAGACUUUGUUACAACUUCUUUCAAAAUACGACAUUUUUAUUGAGUUGAUGUACAACAUGUUGAAAUUUUACUGUAUAUUUUUAUUAACUUUCGACUAUGUGUACUGUUAUUCAAGCGGAGCACCACCAUAUCUUUGUGAUUCGGACAGUUUCAAACCUGCACAUGGAGCUACAUCAACUGUUACAAACCCAUCACCAUUUUCAAUUUCAUUGAGUCAGACCUCAUAUAAAUCUGGCGAUACAAUACAAGUGACAUUGACUGGUGGUCAGUUUAAAGGCUUUUUGAUUGUCGCAAGAAAGGCUGCUGGUGGUAGAACAAAUGUCGGAACAUUUACGACAUUGACAACACACGAAACAACAACGUGUAAUACUCCCUUUUCAGGUGUAACUCACAAGGCCAGUGAUAUCAAAGCGUCAGCUACUGCCAACUGGACUGCGCCAUUGGAGGCGGUUGGAGAUAUUAUCUUUAAGUAUACUGUUGUCAUUGACUUUACCAAUUAUUAUUUUGAUUUAAACUCAUCAGUGGUAAAAGCUCUACAGCCAUCAGAGGGUACAUUUUUUAAAGAUCCUACAUGUGGAAAAGGCAGAGGUUGCUAUAGCAACUGUAUCAACAAUGAAUGUGACUGGGAGACAUCUUGGCAAGACAAGGGAGAUUACCUAAUUAUUUCUUUGAGAUCUGUAUCUAGAGUUGAUAACGUCUAUGUCUCUUUGGGAUUUAGUAAUCAAUCAUCCAUGGGCACAGCCAUUGUUUAUUCGUGUGUUCUGCAGAACGGAUCUAUUGGACUAGUUCCUGGACAAACAAAUGGACACAAAUAUAAUCAAAAUAAUUUGACUAAAAAUGACAUAAGCAAUGAGGUCAACAGCUACACAGAUGGACUUCUGCAGUGUACUUUCUCUGUACAGAAAGUGACCAAUGACUCAAACAAAUACAAUCUUACCGAGCCAUGGUACUUGGUUACUGCAAGAGGAGCAUACAAUGAAAGUGGGUUGAUCAGACAUAGUCGUAUUGACAGAAAUGUCACGAAAGAUAAGGUCAAUCUGACAGACAGCACAACGGACGUCCAUUUCUCUACAGUUGUACCAACAACAGCGGCGCCCACAGCUACAGUGCAGAUAGGUAAAUUUGGUAAAGACAGUGACUGCGGAUCCAAGAAAGGUUGUUAUAGCAAUUGCAUAAAUGAUCAGUGCGAUCUGCUGUUAGCAUGGACACCUAAGGGAAAUAACUUUGAGAUGACUUUGAAGACUUCUGCUGGGAAUGCCAAUGAUUAUUACAUUGCCCUUGGAUUAUCGUCGUCAGGAAAAAUGGGCCCUGCCAGUGUGAUGGCCUGUACUGUCAAUCAAGGCAACACCGUGGACGUCCAAGCAUCCCACAAUACAGACGGCUACAGCAAUACACCACUGGACAACUCCAAAGAAGGUUUAUCUCUCAUCUCGGGCUCCUAUAAAGAUGGUAUACUCCAGUGUACAUUCAACAGAGUGACGUCAAGCACCAACAAUUUCAAUAUUUUUGAUCUCACGAAACAAUGGUAUUUGAUCACAGCCCGUGGACCUUCUAGUCAAGGUGGAAGACUGUUACAACAUGAAGGAAACGAACGUUUUACCUCGCAAGCUCAAAUAGACUUUCAAGAUGUGACUGUGGACAUCUCACUGGAGGCUUCCAAAUAUCCAAUGAUCAAAGCCCACGGUUGCCUGAUGGUAAUUGCUUGGAUGUUCCUUGCCAGUAUUGGUCUGGGCUUUGCCAGAUUUUUGAAACCUUUGUGGCCAAACAGCAUGCCUUGUGGAGUUAAAGUUUGGUUCGCUAUGCACAGAGCAUUCAUGGUCCUAGCCUUUGUGUGUGGAUGUAUUGGGUUCAUUCUUAUUUUUGCUGAAAUUAAGGAUUACAGCGAGAUCCAAGGAGAGUUCUACACAAAGGCUCAUCCAAUUUUAGGAAUUAUAACAACAGCGUUGCUUGUCAUUAAUCCCUUCAUGUCUCUGUUAAGAUGCACUCCAGACAAUCCUAACAGAGUUUAUUUUAACUGGGCACACAGGGCAGUGGGCACUAUUGCUCUCAUACUCUCCACUCUGGCCAUAACUGUUGGCCUCUACCUGCCUAAAGCCCAGGUGGACACAGACGCAGGUCUAAUCAUCAUGAUAGUCUACUCAGCCUGGCAGUUAUUUUUCUUUUUAAUCAUGUCAGUUCUUAAUGACUUGACGGUGACUGUUCUUGGAAAGAAAGCAAGCAAGCCAAAGAAAAAAGGUAACGCCUAUGUCAUGAAUGCUGUCGACGACUAUGAUAAAAUCAAAGAGACGGAAACUGUGGACACUAAGCCAGCACCUCCGAAUGAUCUCCUUAAGAAGUUCUUCAUGUCACUUCAUGGUUGUGUUCUGUCUGCUCUGACCAUUGCCUUAGUGUAUUACAUCAUUGUUGGCAACGUCUAGAUGUCUCUCGCUGACCAGCUGGACUGGACAUAUGAAGAUAGAUUAAAAUAGAGUAAUAGGAACAUGACUUAGUUCAAUGCAGUUUAGUAAUCAUAAGGUUUAAGUUCCAAAUAUUGUAUUUAUGUAUAAUUCUGUGUGGAGUUAGAAGAGUUGUAGGGUAUAUGAUUGUGUUCACAAUAAUGUAGCUGUGUUAGAGUUACUAAUCCUAAUCAUCUUGAAUUAAAGGAGAAAUCAAUAAAUGUAAAGUAAUUAUGAUAGAGAAAGAAUGGAGUUUGGAAAUUUAAGAGAAAUGUAACAGUUACUUGACAGAUGAGCUAAAGUUAGUGUCGUCUUUGUACAACAUUUACGUGAUGCGAACAUAUAUAUGUACUGUCUUAUUUAUUAUUUAUGAAUAAUGUUAUAUGAUAAUAUUCUGAAAAUAAAUUAUCUUUUUUUUAAA